AUGGCCACCAACAAAACAGACGAAGAAUGGAUGGAGUUUAAGGCCCUCCCCAAAGAACUUCUCGCAUUUUUGACAAAUAUUUCUUCAUUGCUUGUAAAGGUAAAGGAAUGCGAAGAGUCGUGGGCAAAGAUCUCCUCGAUGUUUCCUCUUGAGAGUAAAGAUCMAUCCAAGGAGCCUUUCUUUGGAAGCGGAUACAGGGCAUUACAUAUGGCUUCAAAUGCAAUUUUCAGAUUUAUCCAAAAAAGCAUAACCGUCCACGAGGCCAAUGCCCAUGGGCUGGUCGAAUCAAUGCGUAUCAUUGAGACGAUUGAAAAAGAAUCAAGUGCUUGGGAUUCGAUCCGAAAGAUUUCAGAAGCAACAUAUGGUCAGCUAUCAUCGCUAUCAACAGACUUAUCAUCUUCUUUUUCGUCAUCAACUUCGAGAGCAGACCUCGUUUGCUUGGAGGACCCGAUGACAAGGAACUCCUUCAAUUCCAAGCUUGUUUCCUGGAGACACCAGGUCGAGGCAGAACAAAGAAAAAUAUCCGAUCAAGCUCAGCAGGAAUUAAUUGAUCCAGUGAAAGAAAUCGCGAUUUUUUUUACUUCCUCUCUUAUCCAAAUGGCAUCGGAACGUAGAAAUCAUCUUCGAUCUGAAGAUGCGUUUCUGGAGGAGCUUCUUUCCGUAAUAACGUCUGCUUCAGACUUGGCAGCCUCUGACACGAAAUUUAAAUACAUUUCGCACUUAAAAUCGUGUAACUAUUCUAAAGACCACAUUGAGAAGUCAUCGAUGGAUUUUGGGGAUUCCAAAGUCGUCUUGAGCGGGUUUCUCAAGCUAAAAAAGUCAUCUCUCUUCACAACGGGGUGGCCCAUCUCGUUUGUGGUUCUUACACAGACCCCCUCAGAUUUCAGCUCAUAUCUACAUAUUAUACCGUUAGAUAAGUGUGUGAUUUCAUCCAUUCUCAACCAAGAACAAGAGCCUUUAUCCUCUUUCAAGCCGGUUUCCUCUUUUCAAAAGUGGAACAAUCCCCAACUACCUUCGCUGGUUUCUUCCUAUUUACUGGGAAAAUAUUUUUAUCCGGAAUACCAGACGACCAGUUCCUUCGCUGUUCCGCGUUUUAAUUCCUUCUGUGCACAGCUAGCCUUCCCCCCUGGAACCUUAUCUUUCUCCAUGCAGGAGAAAGGGGAGCGAAAAGAAAAUUUUAUUGUGUCCGCCUUGGUGACAAGUUCCUCAAAUACGCUUCUUCUAAAGGUAGCCACCGCAUCUUCUGCUUUUCACUCGUUGGAAUUGCGAGCAGUUCCCGUUGCAAAUAACCCUACUACAAGCGAGUGGCUUUGCGUCAUUAACGAUGCGGUCCACAUACCGUUGUCUAAAAGGCAUUCUAUAGCUUCAAACGAGCAUCGCGAGGUAGAAAGCCAUUCAGAUUACUACGGAAUGCCCCAGUCUUAUAGUCAAGAAGCCAUCUCUACUUUUAGGGGCGAGAGGGCCCUAUACAUACGUCCCGGAUCUAGAGACAAUUUUGCCGAAGAUGACGGCUGGUCGGUUGAGUUGUCUGACCUUUCAUUGAACAAUGAAGAUGAUCCGGCCAGCCGUAGUUCUUUCGAUAGAAACAGUUUGUAUUCCAAUUCCCCUUCGUUGGUUGAAGAGACAUCUGCAUCCUAUUUUCCGGAGCAGUUUCCGACUUGCGACUCUUCAGCUGUGUGGACACCCUCUCCAAUCGAUGAUCCCUGGCGCUCUUCGUGA
Molecule: messenger RNA, 1719 nt
Organism: Mitosporidium daphniae
Lineage: Eukaryota; Fungi; Microsporidia
Exons: 1
Coding region: 1-1719 (572 amino acids)
Source: RefSeq, a predicted model, not a curated record